AUGGCACUGGUACUAAUGGAGGAAUUCGGUGAGGUACCGGGAGAAGGACGUGUAAAGAAGUGGACCCUGAAAUCGUCCAACAUCACAGUGGAAAUCAUAACACUAGGGUGCAUCAUAACAGCCAUCAAGUGUAAAGGCAAGAAUGGAGAGGUCAAUGACGUCGUUCUGGGUUAUGAUGAUCUUGAUGGUAAGUGCUGAUCUUGAAUUCCUCCUUGCUUAACUAAGGGACUUAGAGAUACUUCGGGAUUUGGCAAGGAUGCCUUUAUCUACUUCCCCAUAGUCAGAUGAACUUGUGGAUACCAUUUUUAUGUCUCCGUGUCCAGUAUGAAGGAAUUUAGAGAGAGUUUUGCGAGCCAAUGCUAACUAGUUUUAGUGCAAUAACAAAGUAUCCAGUGUUCGCAGCCUGGUCUCAUAGACUAGACGUAACAAAGUAAAUGUAAAUCCGGGACACUCAAUAGUAUGAUAUGUUACGUUUGAUAUGGUUACAUACCGAAAACAAGGGUGGAUGGGUGGGCAUAUAACGUGAACAUCUAGCAACCCAAAGGUUGCUAGUUCAAAUCUCAUCAAGGACAACUUUAGCAUUUUAGCAACUUUUCAACUACUUACUACUUUUGAGCUACUUCACAAUUGCUUAGCAUGUUAGCUAACCCUUCAUCUAGCCUUAACCUAACUCCUAAACUACUUACUACGUCUAGCAACGAAUGUCUAGCAACCCAAAGGUUGCAAGUUCCAAUCUCAAGGACAACUUUAGCAUUUUAGCUAAUUAGCAACCUAUUUACUACUUUUUAGCUACUUUGCAACUACUUAGCAUGUUAGCUAACCCUUCCCCUGACCUUAACCCUUUUAGUGAACCCUUCCCCUAACCUUAACCCUUUUAGCUAACCCUAACCGUUUAACCUAACUCCUAAACUUAACCCUAACCUUAACCCUAACACCUAGUCCAGCUAACAUUAGCCAGUUAGCUAAUGUUCGCCACCGAGCUAGAAUUCGUAACAUAUCAUCCGUUUUUGAAAAUUCAUAACAUAUUGUACGUUUUGAAAAUUCUUAACAUAUCAUACGAAUUGUAAUUUGUUACAUAUCAUACGAAAUGGGUGAUAGACAUCCUCAAAUGUUAAGGAGUGUCUCAGAUUUACGUACAGAAUAAUAUGAAAUGCUCUGAUACCAGGUUGGUGUUCAACAUAUGUUACCUAUGCUCAAUAUGGGUAAAUUGUUUGACAUGAGUUCAAGCAGUCUCUGAACUGGGAGUGGGGGCAUAAUCAGACCUUUGACCUUGUGAACUCUUGAUGACUUAUGAAAGGAGUUUUAAAGUACUAAUGUGAGUGUGUCUCUGACACACUGAAGUCAGCAGGAGACACACAGAAGUCAGCCUCUGAAAAUACCCGAAAGGUGGGAAGACUUGAACAGGAUGAUGAAAUGAUAAGGCAACUAAAAAGCAAAGAGCCUGCACCAACCGUGUGAGCGUGUGUGUGUGUGUGAGAGAGAGAGUGUAGCUUUUGCAGAUUUUUGCUAAGAGUGUUAUUACAAAUAUUAAAGCCUAUAGAGUGUUUUAUGUGAUGCGCAUGGUAAACACUGAGCAAAGGUGCUGUUUUAUGUGCGAUAUCUGUGUGACUCUUGAAUGAGAAACAAUGACACGGCUCAACUGUUUUAUUGCAGGCUAUCUGGCCAACCCCAAGUACUUUGGCGCUGUUGUCGGCCGGGUAGCCAAUAGGAUCGCCAAGGGCAGAUUUGUGGUCGAUGGGAAAGAUUAUCAACUGGCCAUCAAUAAUGGACCUAACGCUCUCCAUGGAGGACUGAGGGGCUUCAGCAAGGUAAAAACAAACACCAAAACCACCAAAACCAUGGAAGCACACAGACUGCACCAUAAAAAUGGAAGUAGAAGGUUCUCGAUGGACUGCACUCACAUAAGACAGGAUUCACUCACACUAUUUAAGUACCGUAUUGUAGACGUCAGCAUGACUACUGUAUUGACAACUCUCACACACAGAUGAGUUGAGAUCAUUCUUUAUUAAUCCCCAAAGGAAAUACAUUUGUGCGUAGGCAAUUAAAAAGUACAGUGCUGAACUAGUGUGCAAAAGAGCAAUUGAAGUGUCUAGGUAGUGCGUAAUCAAUGUAUUUUCUGUCAUGAUGACAGCAACCUGGUGUUGUUAAAAGCCUGAAUGACUGUGGCCGUGGGCAGGAGACACUUUCUUAACCUGAAUGACUGUGGCCGUGGGCAGGAGACACUUUCUUAACCUUUCUGUAGAGCACCUGGGUAUAAUCAGUCUUCCGCAGAAGGAGCCCUGUUGGCCCAUAAGUGCUCUGUGUAGGAGGUGCAGUCCAUUCUAAAUGAUUACCUUAAUUUUCCUCAUAUCUCGGCUCGGCACUGCACUGUGACUUCAGGAGAAUACACAGGAAUAAAGAACCCUAAGGGAACGACUGUAAAUGCCUCAUUGCAGCAGUAGAAUCAACUUUUUUAAAUGAACAUUUGAAUAUGAAUGAUUUAAAUAAUCCGCUACACAUACAUAACGCUUCUCUCCUGUGUUUAUCUCUGUGGUCAGCACAUUAUGAGUGUUCUCCCCUGUCGGUCACACUACAUGCCUUUAAUCAGCCCUGUAUGGAAGCCAUGGAUAGAUCCACUUUAAGCUGUGCUGCACAAAACACCAUUACCAUCCAACCGUAGGCCUCAGUGUUCACUGCUGCGUCAUUACAACUGAAUCAAUUAUAGGCAUUAUAAACUCAGCUAAUGGCCCCUGGAAAUAGCACUCGGCUAUAGUGUCUGCUAACUGCUCCAUAAAGAGAAAGCUGUCUAAGCCCCUGGACUUUCCGUCUAGAGAGAGGACAGACACAACAGCCUUUCUAUAGUUCCAUCUGGCUGGUGAGAUGUCUGUGGUUAGUCUUUUUAGCAGAUUCAGCUCCGUCUUUCACAGAUUUGAUAAAACAUUAGCACUUUUGAAGUCUGCUGCGAAUAUUCACAGACAGAUUGUUCUCUUUGAUUACAUCGCCCUGGGAGAAUAUAUCAGAAGUGUGAAAAUGUGGUAUAACAGCAACAACAACAGAAAGAUUGUUAAAGUCAAAAGAAGUCCUAGUUUUCUUUCAAUAAGUUUUAAAACAAUAUGUUUUGUUUAAUCCGGGGAAGAGCAGUCAUAUUUGAUAAACCAGAGCUCAGAAUGAGUUGUAAUAGAUCAGUCAUAUUCAUCAUUCCAUUUUCACCUCGGGGGUCAGACUCUAUUAUCCAUGCGGUGCCAAGAACACUGCAAUUGCAUGAUAUAAAUUCAAAUUGUCAUCAUUCCUGUUCCAAUCACCAAGGAUACAAGAGAUAACAUCAUGAAUUAUUCAUAUCCUGUCUCAUCCAGGCUUUUUUAUUCAUACACCCAUAGUGCCCGAUGUUUCUUCAGGUCAAGUGGAUUCCUCAAGAGCCCAAAAUCCUGAUCCCACACUUUAAACUCAGCUGGCAGUCCUCUGGUUACAAAUCAAUGUCACUAUUCAAUUCACACACCUGUUUGUCAGUGGAGGUUUGUCUUGGACCACAGAUUGAUCUAAUUUACAUCUGUAGUAGAUAGAAACCAAGGCCACACGACAAUGACACGGUGGACUUAUGUUAUGGAGUGGCAAGGAGUGGAAUGUAAUAGCUGAAUAGAGACGGCAACCAGGUCUAACUGUAGUCACUUAGCAACUGUUGCACUCUCAAUUAGCGUGGAGAGAUUUGUUUACAGACAGAUGCAGAGGCCACUCUUGUUCUUUUUGUGAGGCAUUAGCAUUUUGCCAAGCCACAGGUGUCCUCCAGAUCACAUCAUGACUCAUCACUUAUCAGCCUGAAGGGCUGCUAGUUAUAAAUAGCAGAUAGCACUGGUAGCACCAUGAUGGAGAUGACAAACUGAUGGAUGGUAAAAGGAGCGGCAAACAAAAGAUGGCAUCAUACUUUAAGUCUUGAUGACAUUCCUAUUUAAAGCUGAGAAUAGGCUACAGAGUGCCAGAGCCAGCUGUCAAUCAAAGGGGCUACGCAUUAACUGCAGGCAGUGUUUGACAUUGGCUGCUGUCAGUGGAGCGAAUACUUUUGUUUUGACUGUGCACUCCACUGAGAGAGAGGUGGAAGAAUUGCUGUGGUACAGAAAGAAAGCGAGAGAGAGAAUGGGCAUGCAGAAAGUGGGGGAGUAGAAGGAAGGAUGGCGAGAGAAAAGAUUAGCUCCAGGAGAUGUAUCAGAGCCUUGCAGAUGCAUGCUACCUAAUUUUUAGCUCAUUGUUAGUACAUCAUGUCCUUGUGCUUCAGGCUGCCUAUUGACAGGUUCCUCCCAUGACCAAUUUUACCCUCAUCCGUCUCCGACCUCCCUCCCUCCCUCCCUCCCUCCCUCCCUCCCUCCCUCCCUCCCUCCCUCUAUACCCCUCUACCGCUCUCUCUUAUCUUUCUUUCUUUCCCUCUAGCUGUCUCUUUCCAUCUCACCCUUUCUCUCUCUAGCUCUCUCUCGCUCUCUCUCUGUCCCUCCCUUCCUCUCUCUCUCUCUCUCUCUCUCUCUCUUUCACUUCUUCUCUAGUAACUGAAAGUGACAUUAUGACAUGCAACAGCAGUGUGGGCCAUGGUGGAUCAGAACACUUAGACGGUGGAUUAAGGUCAAACACAAUAAUGCUGGGAGAUGAUAACAAAGGUGCUCCAUUGUUUGUAAGAUUUGAAUCCAGUUCCAGUCCAUACAGGAUGAGCUCAUGGAUUAGAGGCAGAACUGUUGUUUAGACGUCUGCUCUCACAAGUCUGUCAGUGUCAGAAAUAUUAACUCUGAGUGUCUCACACAUCGAGUAUUGAGUUAUUGUUCCCGUGUUUAUUGGCUGUGCAUGGCAAAGCACAGGUGAUAGUGAUUUUUUUAUUUAUUUAACCUUUAUUUAACUAGGCAAGUCAGUUAAGAACAAAUUCUUAUUUACAAUGACGGCCAAACCCUGACGACGAUGGGCCAAUUGUGCGUCGCCCUAUGGGACUCCUAGUCACGGACGGAUUGUGAUACAGCCUGGAAUCUAACCAGGGGGUCUGUAGUGACGCCUCCUGCACUAAGAUGCAGUGCCUUAGACCACUGCGCCACUCGGGAGCGGUCAUCAUCAUCAUUGAUGAUAUCAAUUUCUAAACAAAACUGUGUUUAUUUCCUCUAACACAUGCAUUUGGCAUUCUAAUUGACAGCGGCAGGUAGCCUAGCGGUUAAGAGCGUUGGGCCAGUAACCGAAAGGCUGCUGGUUUGAAUCCUGAGACGACUAGGUGAAAAAUCUGUCGGUGCCCUUGAGCAAGUAAUUGAUUUAUUGAAUUGCCCCUGUGCUGGGCUGGGCUGUGCUGUGCUGUGCUGUGCUGUGCUGUGCUGUGCUGUGCUGUGCUGUGCUGUGCUGUGCUGUGCUGUGCUGUGCUCCAGGUGAUAUGGGCAAGUGAGGGUGUGGAGGGGGGGGUUCGGCUCACCCUCACCAGCCCAGACGGGGACCAGAAUUACCCCGGGGAGGUGCAGGCCUCUGUCACCUACACCCUGGAGGGGGACACGCUGAGCAUCCAGUACCAGGCCCGCUCCACCAGAACCACCCCCAUUAACCUCACCAACCAUUCCUACUUCAACCUGGCUGGACAGGUAGGACCAUGAGAAGGAGCUGUCCUCUUUCAGACAAUUACUGUGUAGUUCAAAUCAAAUUGUAUUUGUCACAUGCGCAGAGAAAGAAAAAAAGUAUGAAAAUUAACAAAUAGAUAAAAAGAAAAUCGUAACACAAUAAAAUAACAAUAAUAAGUUAGUUAUGUUUCUAAAUGUGUUAGGGUACGUGUAGUACUAAGUUCAAUGUAAUAUGCAGUAAUAUGUAGAGAAAUCAUGUUAAAAAUGUAUGGAUCGAACCAGCCAAUCACUGUAAGGCUCCUUGGUGGCAGAGAAAAGCAGACUAUUUCUAUAUUGUUGACUGUGUAUUGUUUCUGUAUCAGUAUUUCAUAUCAGACAUCGUAGUGGGAUUGCAGUAUGAUUGGUUAUUGACUGGCCACAGGCAUUAUGUUGUGGAAUUCAGAUACACCUCCUACUCAGUAUCUCCUUAUCUCUUCUGCUGUCAACAGAAUGGUAAUGAGGUUAUUGAAUGAAAGUGUUUCAAGAGAGUGCACGUUCUGAGUGACAGUGUCUCAGGAGCGUGCAUGGGCUGAGAUUGAGGUGCUUUUUAAUGUGACCCUAACUAAACUUUGUUUGAUAGCAUCCAUCAGCAUGGUAACAAGGCACAUAUCUCCAGGCUGUGUGUUGAUGGUGUGUGUGUGUACGUCUGUGCGUGCGUCUGUGUGUGCUUGUGUGUGCCUGCAGGGCUCAGCUGACAUAUACGACCAUGAAGUCUCCAUCAGCGCUCCAACAUAUCUGCCUGUGGAUGACACCAUGAUCCCCACUGGUAAGAGAUAAAAAUACAAUUUUCUUUAAAUAAAUGAUAUUUUUUAUCACAAGAAAAAAACAGAUUUUUAUAGAAUAGUCUCAAAAGCUCUCAGAAGUAAAAUACCAGGUAGGAUAAUUACAUGGAUAGAAUAUUACCUGCCCUAUCCUCACCCCAACCUCUCAGCAGCGAGCAGGUCAGACAUACAAAACAUGACUCAACUGAAUGAUUUUUAAUUGGAAUAACUUUGUCAAGUUAGCCUUUACUCUGUGUGCAUCUCGUCUCCUACCCUGUUGAGGUGUAUAAUGAGGAUGAGGUGUUGACCUGUGUGUGUGUGUGUGUGUGUGUGUGUGUGUGUGACCCUCACCCUGCAGACAACCCGUGGGCUCUGUUCUAGGAGAGCAAACUUGUGAUAACAAUCUUCUCCAAACUCAGAAAUACUGUUCUAACUGAUGAUGCAUGUUAGAGAGUCAGAUGCAUCAGAUAGCAGAAAACGGUUUCUCUUCAAUCUUCAUCUUAGUAUCAGGGACAGAUUGAGUGUGCUUCAGAGCCCUCACACUGUUUCUCUCUAUACAAAUUAUAAUCUGUUAAAAAGAAUGGGAAACUGUUGGGAAAGCUUUAUUUAGGUUAAAGCCUUAAAAAUCGGCAUCAACACACACUGAUAAAAAAAAAAACUACUUUAUCUGUUGACUGAAUUUAUUAUAUUGCAGAAAGCAAUUUCAUCCAAAAGGUAAUCUUACUCUCUCUCCCUCGCUCUGACUUUAGUAUAACAUUUAGGGCACAGCAUGAGUCUAGAAAAUACUAGACUGCCUGACUAAGACUAUAGAUUGUUAACUGGAUGUCAAAGACUUAACACAGUGCAACAGUAUGGAAGUAGAUUGGUGGGAUUCGGGCUGUAAUCUUCCAUCAGGCUUAAUCAGCAGAGCGAGAGCAGCUGGGGAGAGCAGCCCGACUCAGUAAUAAUUUAGUAGGGAGUCCAAGCGUCGCUCCAUUAGCAAUGUCUGCGUGACGUUACGCCACAGAGAAACGGAUAUGUUUCACCCACAUGGGUGGAGGGACCACAGCACUGCCUAAAAUGUAGUGUGAAAUAAUGAUUUUCCAUCAUUUCCUAGAGUACCUAAAUUACGCAAAAGCAGUCCGUAAUAUAAAUGUGAAUGAUUUGGACAGAUAAGUCAUCUUUUCUCUAGGAACGAAUAGAAUAGAAGUCGGUUAGGGCUAUUGGUUAAUGUUGCCAGGCUCGUUUGAAUGGUAAUACCACAGGUAUUGAGGACUGGAUGGUGAAUCCUGGUCUUUUUUAGUUUGUAGGAGGGAUAAAUGGCCAUUAUAGCAGAGUGACUGACAGCCAGUUCUUCUUCUCCUAAAUACAGGAGUCAUCUAUUAUCUUCUCUAUCUAUCUCUCUCUACCGACUCUGUCUUUAUCAAUGUCAGUCUCAUUCCCUUUUCCACUCUCUCUCUAUUUCUCCUCUCCUUAAGGUGAGAGACCGUUACUGUCAGUUGCUACUAGACAGAGGUCUAACGCUGUUGUGUUGAGUUUUAGAAUAAUCAUUAACGUACUCCAGAUUAACCUAUCCAAGCGCUCUUAGACCUUUAGAUAAACACAUUCAUUACAGUUCAAUUACCAGUCCGCCCCAUGGGACAGCCUAAUGGUGCAGACAGAAUAAUUAAUGACUGUUUAUUUUUAGAGUCGGUUUGGAGCCGCAGUAAAUUGGGCUUUGGGCUUUAGAGUAAAUGUUAGUCCAUGGAGAGUCAAGAUACAUUUUCUGCUUGGUCCAUCUGAUGCCUCUGGGUUUGUUUAUUUGAAAUUGAGAGUAAGAGGCUGUUGGAACACCUGUGUGUUUUUCAUUUUGAAUGGCCUAGGGGUUAGAGGUCAGGUGGUCAGAGGUGAACCCUGACUGAUACCUUCAGAUAGAGAGAGGAAAUGAGAGAUUGUGUCCUUGAGAAAACAUAAAAUUGAAUCGAAAUCGGAAUGGAAACCCAGACACUAAUCUAGAAUCCAUUAUCCCAUCCACCCCCAACCCCCCUCCCACCAAACAAAUGCACCUGCUGCCUCUAGUCCAUACUAAGAUGCCUCUUACCAUACCAGAACAUCAAGCAUUAUACCAACAGCCCCUAAACACUCAAAACCAGUUUACAAUUCACUGAACCAGACUAGAAUACAUCCCACAAACCAGUUUUCUACUUGAUUGAACCUUGAGGAGGCUUCACUUUUUUUUUUUCCUACGUAAUUCACUUAAUUAAGUCACCUUUGUGGUUGUAUUUGUUUCUUCUCUGUGUUGUCUGUUUGGAUUGUGCUUUUUUGUGCAUGUGAAAGGCCCUCUGUAUCAUGUCACUAUUGUAGUUUAAUUUCCUAUCUCAGUUCUUGUUGAGGCACUGGAUAAAUGAGGAAGCCGAUCUGAUUGAUAGCCACCUUCGUCAUGGCGAUAUUUUUGGCCUGUGAAAUUGCAAGGGGAUCAACGAGGAGGUGGUUUGGGGGCAGGGAGGCUCUCUGAGAAGCCUUUGAGUUGCUCAGCGUUUAUUAAGACCGAGAAUGUUAUCUGACAUUAGUACGCUGUCAGGGAGAAAGAGGCUGUUUGUCCUUCAUACCACCUCCCAAAUUGUCACUCUGUUAGUCAGUGGUAUGUUACGAAGGUUUUCCUAAAGGAAAGGGAGAAUAAGUUCAGAGGAAUUUGGAGCCUAAUGGUGGUUUAUUUUAAUGGUUUGACAUAAUCAAAUAUCCUCACUGUUUAAAUAGUGAGGCGUGUGUUUCUCAGUUCAUUUUAUAUCUCUAUUUAAUGAAUUUUAAAGCCUAUUGGUGUUGGAUGUUUGCCAGUUAAUUACGGUGCUGUGUCCAAGUCCUCAGCCCUAUUCAUGUCAAAACUGACAUACCCAGCUCUAUCCCUGCUCUGUCUACAGGCGAGGUCAGAUCAGUGGAGAGCACACCCUUUGACCUUCGGAGGCCAGUUCUGAUUGGCCCACGGCUGAAAGAAGUGCCUGGGCCUGGGUUCGACCACAACUUCUGCCUGUCAUCACCUGGAGAUGCUUGGACAGAGCGCGUGUGUGCAAGGUGAGGCCACACUAUGUUGGGCUGUACAGUGGGCACUGCAUCGCAAGGCAUUGCAGUCUUGGUGUUUCUCUAUAAAGCAUCAGUAGUGGUCUUGCAGAGCAACUUAGAAAAUGCAUGAACACUGCACAGUGCCCUAGCUACAACCUUGGAUUAGCGAGUGACUGUGUCUCUCUCCUAUCCUACUCUCACCUCUGCCCUCCCUCCCUCUGUCUCUUUAGGGUAUUUCACCCAGCGAGUGGGUGUGUUCUGGAGGUCAGCACCACUCAGCCCGGUGUCCAGUUCUACACAGCCAACUUCCUGGAUGGCUCUUUCAAAGGAAAGGGUGGGGCCUCUUACCCUAAACACAGUGCCUUCUGCCUGGAGACACAGAACUGGCCUGACGCUGUCAACCAGGUACGCUGUCCUGUGAGGUAGUCCUUCACUAAUAUAUGGAGUAGAUCAGUGGUAGAGGGGAGAGCAAGAGCCUGCUAAUUUGGCCAUGGUUCAAUAAUAGUAGUCUGUGUAGGCUGCAACCAUAGAGAUCAACUAUGGAAAUACUUGCAGAAUGAAAGUCGAUGUUUAGCCACAGUUGUGGUUUGCAAAUGGCCUAUGAGCUUAACUACUGCGGCUGUAGACUUUGUAUUGACAAGGAACAUUAAACACUGUCAGUACUGGUCUUCUCUUUAUGAUGGGCAGUCUGGUGGGUCCACAUGCAUUUAAAUCACUGCAAGGCAGGCUGCUAAGACACACGCACGCACACACAAUUUAAUUGUUCCUGAGCCUUCUCCUCACAGCCCAUUAUCUCUAACAAGACUUGACUUAUUAAUUAAUCACUCUAGUAUUUUUGAAUAACUACUGUUAAGGUACGAUGGUAAUGAUGUGUUCAUUAACUAAAUGAUAAAUGACACUGCUACUGAAAAAUUAAGCCUAGAAGUUCAUUAUAUUAUCUUUGUAUCUAACAUUGCAAAUGCUCAGCAGUUUAGUUACAUACAGAUUUUUUCAUUAAAGUAAAAUCAAAGGGCUUAUACUGAUCAACAGACCUUUAUAUGUUGAAUCAUACUCACUUGUUUUGUAAUUAUGUGUAAUGCUUUGAUUAGCUAUAAAGUAGGAGUUAAAUGCUAAAGCGGAACCAAAACGUAAUAGGAGUCAGUUACAGUUCGAAGUUGUUGUACAUGAGAGCAUAAACGUUUAACGGCUAGAAUGACGUGACUAGAUUGUAGUUGGUGUAUAGACAGUAAAAGCAUAAUGUAGAGAUUGUGUGUUGGUGAAUAGAGGAGAUUCAAGUGCAUGGUGCAGAUAAUGUGGAUGUAAAGGAGUUGAGGGAGGUUGUGUAAGAGCAGAGGACAGGUUCUGUGGUUUCAUGGAGAUUUUGUAAGAGCACAGAUUGGAAUCAUGGGAAAUCGAUUGUGGUCAAGUGUGUGGGAGGGGAAGAGGCCACUUUACAGAUGGAAGGAGAGGGAGAGAGGGAAUAGAGAAGGUGUGUGUGUGUGUGCUUGUGUGUAACUGUGUGUGUGUGUGCCUGCGUGUCUCAUUCUUGUAGAGAUUGUAUGUUAUAGACACGCAGUCAUGCUGUCUAUAUGGGCAGUAUACACUGAGUAUACAAACAUUAGGAACACCUUCGGUGUAUGGACUCUACAAGGUGUCGAAAGCGUUCCACGGGGAUUCUGGCCCAUGUUGAUUCCAAUGCUUCCCACAGUUGUCAAGUUGGCUGGAUGUCCUUUGGGUGGUGAACCAUACUUGAUACACACAGGAAACUGUUGAGCGUGAAAAACCCAGCAGCAUUGCAGUUCUUGACACAAACCGGUGCGCCUGGCACCUACUACCAUACCCGGUUCAAAGGCACUUCAAUUUAUAUCUUGCCUAUUCACCCCCUGAAUGGCACACAUACACAAUCCAUGUCUCAAUUGUCUCAAGGCUUAAAAAUCAUUAUUUAACCCGACUCCUCCCCUUCAUCUACAGUGAUUGAAGUGGAUUUAACAAGUGACAUCAAUAAGGGAUCAUAGCUUUCACCUGGUCAGUCUAUGUCAUGGAAAGAGCAGGUAUUCUUAAUGUUUUGUAUAAUCAGUGUAUAGGAUUUGCUGCUUUCUGCAGCACACAAAUAACAAAACCCCAUCACAUUUAAAGGUAUAUCAAUAACAAAUGUCUGGUUCUUUAAAAUGCAUGAUUACAGGGGCCAAAGUGUACAUGUACGGAGCAAGGGCAAAUGUUUCAAUAAUAAUUCCAUGCAGUCCAUGAUGCAGUCUCUGGUUUCUCUAUACUGUAUUUCCAACCUCUGUGUAAAACUGUACUAGUGAACUGCUGGUCAGCUCAGCCAUGCAGGACUGUAACUCUAGCCAAAGGCAGCCAGCUCACUGAUAAGCUGAUGGUGCCCAAUGAAUCAAGAGCACAAGAAGUCAAAGCACUCUAUUACAUUGCAUGCUACAGGGGUUAGGGGCUCUGGCGACAAUGAGAACGUAAUACUAGGGCUGUCCCCGAAAAAAAUAAAAAUAAUAAUAAUAAUCUUGGUCGACCGAGAGUCGUCCUGUUCUUUCGACCAAUCGAUUGGUCAAAAUGUUUAAACGUAUUUUUGCAUAUAUAGGCAGACACACCCGAUGUGUUUGAAUAAAAUCAACUACAUUAUGCACUGAGCUUGUCUGAUGCUUUAAGCAUACUGUUUGAUUAAAUAAUUAAGACACACAAAUGACUCAAGAACGAGACCGAUGGUCACACUGUGUUAAAAAAAAUGACAGCGAGUCUGUUCUAACGAAAAAAAUAUGUGUAAAGCCUUUAUAGCAUAUCAAAGAUUAAAAACAGACAAAUCUGUGAAAUUGCUUUAUCUGAUAUUUUGCCGUUGCAUGAGGCUUGGUGGAUUUACUAGGAUUAAAUGUCAGGAAUUGUGAAACUGAGUUGAAAUGUAUUUGGCUAAGGUGUAUGUAAACUUCCGACUUCAACUGUACAUGGAUGAUUUAUAAAGCCAGGUACUUUUAACAGUAAGGCUAUUGAUUAUAGACCUAAUUAAAUUGGGGUUUCCUCUCUCCUCAAUUUUCUUAGAUAAUUAGGAUAGGCAAGGGCUGUUUCCUUGUCUCUGCUGCUGCUGCCUCCGCCACAUUGUUCUCAAUCCCAAUGUGUUGGUUAACUUUGCUAUUAUGCACAUAGCAACAUAGGGAAAGGUGCCAAUUCUAUGGCGCACUGAAGAUAAUGUUUCAAAACCGCAGACAGCGACCGUAUUCAAUGCGGGAGAAAGCGCAUUUGUUAUAAAAUAAUAUUAGAUUUAUUAGUGUUGCACCAUUAUUUUUACAUAAUAUAACCAUAUACAAUUUCAGUAUCAGAGUGAUGGAAUGUGCCAUCCCCGUGGCCGCCGCAAUGGACUAGUCCACUGAGACAGGCGCGAAUCAGACAGGUGUCUUGUGCAUCAUAAAAUAUAUGUUACUGCUCGACUAAAAAACUCUUGGACGACCAACAGCCUAACAAUCGAACAGUCGACUAAAUGGGGUCAGCCCUUGUUCAAUACUCAGGGAAAGUACUUGUUGUUACAAUGCUUUCUGUCUGCAAGGCUUAUAGGGAGGGCCUUCCAAUGAAAGACAUGAAUACACAUGUGGACACUGAGUUAAAUGCCUAUCGAUGUACAGUAUAGGGUAUGUAAUACCACAGUUAUCUAAUAAUUAUUUGAUGACAAGGUCUUCUUUCUGAGGGUCAAUUUGAAGAGAAAAAGUGGAGGAGGAAGUGAUACAGUGAGGGAAAAAAGUAUUUGAUCCCCUGCUGAUUUUGUAUGUUUGCCCACUGACAAUGAAAUGAUCAGUCUAUCAUUUUUAUGGUAGGUUUAUUUGAACAGUAAGAGACAGAAUAACAACAAAAAGAUCCAGAAAAACGCAUUUAUUUGCAUUUUAAUGAGGGAAAUAAGUAUUUGACCCCUCUGCAAAACAUGACUUAAUACUUUGUGGCAAAACCCUUGUUGGCAAUCACAGAGGUCAGACGUUUCUUGUAGUUGGCCACCAGGUUUGCACACAUCUCAGGAGGGAUUUUGUUCCACUCCUCUUUGCAGAUCUUCUCCAAGUCAUUAAGGUUUCGAGGCUGACGUUUGGCAACUCGAACCUUCAGCUCCCUCCACAGAUUUUCUAUGGGAUUAAGGUCUGGAGACUGGCUAGGCCACUCCAGGACCUUAAUGUGCUUCUUCUUGAGCCACUCCUUUGUUGCCUUGGCCGUGUGUUUUGGGUCAUUGUCAUGCUGGAAUACCCAUCCACCACCCAUUUUCAAUGCCCUGGCUGAGGGAAGGAGGUUCUCACCCAAGAUUUGACGGUACAUGGCCCCGUCCAUCGUCCCUUUGAUGCGGUGAAGUUGUCCUGUCCCCUUAGCAGAAAAACACCCCCAAAGCAUAAUGUUUCCACCUCCAUGUUUGACGGUGGGGAUGGUGUUCUUGGGGUCAUAGGCAGCAUUCCUCCUCCAAACACGGCGAGUUGAGUUGAUGCCAAAGAGCUCGAUUUUGGUCUCAUCUGACCACAACACUUUCACCCAGUUCUCCUCUGAAUCAUUCAGAUGUUCAUUGGCAAACUUCAGACGGGCCUGUAUAUGUGCUUUCUUGAGCAGGGGGACCUUGCGGGUGCUACAGGAUUUCAGUCCUUCACUGCGUAGUGUGUUACCAAUUGUUUUCUUGGUGACUAUGGUCCCAGCUGCCUUGAGAUCAUUGACAAGAUCCUCCCGUGUAGUUCUGGGCUGAUUCCUCACCGUUCUCAUUGUAACUCCACGAGGUGAGAUCUUGCAUGGAGCCCCAGGCCGAGGGAGAUUGACAGGUCUUUUGUAUUUCUUCCAUUUGCGAAUAAUCGCACCAACUGUUGUCACCUUCUCACCAAGCUGCUUGGCGAUGGUCUUGUAGCCCAUUCCAGCCUUGUGUAGGUCUACAAUCUUGUCCCUGACAUCCUUGGAGAGCUCUUUGGUCUUGGCCAUGGUGGAGAGUUUGGAAUCUGAUUGAUUGCUUCUGUGGACAGGUGUCUUUUAUCUCAGCUCGUUACCUGUAUAAAAGACACCUGGGAGACAGAAAUCUUUCUGAUUGAGAGGGGGUCAAAUACUUAUAUUUUUUUUAUGGCUCAUACACUAAAAGGGCAUUAUCAUCAUUUUCAAAAUUUCACAGUAUUAUUCCAACCUCCAUAUUAUGGAAAUAUAUAUAAAACACAGGAAAAACAUGUUUUUGUCUGCACUGGGCCUUUUCAGUAAUUCUGCAAUGUUUUAACUACUGGUUUGGGUCAAAUCCAAUACAACACAGAUUAAAACCCUCUGUAUUUUCAAGUAUUAUGGUGGCAUAAUCAUGUUAUGGGUGUGCUUGUCAUCGGCGGGGACUGGGAAGUUUGUCAGGAUCAAAAUAAAUAUACAGUACCAGUCAGAAGUUUGGAAACACCUACUCAUUCAAGGGUUUUUCUUUAUUUUUACUAUUUUCUACAUUGUAGAAUAAUAGUGAAGACAUCAGAACUAUGAAAUAACACAUAUGGAAUCAUGUAGUAACCAAAAAAGUGUUAAACAAAUCCAAAUAUAUUUUAUAUUUGAGAUUCUUCAAAGUAGCCACCCUUUGCCUUGAUGACAGCUUUGCACACUCUUGGCAUUCUCUCAACCAGCUUCACGAGGAAUGCUUUUCCAACAGUCUUGAAGGAGUUCCCCCAUAUGCUUUUCCUUCACUCUGCGGUCCAACUCAUCCCAAACCAUCUCAAUUGGGUUGAGGUCAGGUAAUUGUGGAGGACAGGUUGUCUGAUGCAGCAAUCCAUCACUCUCCUUGGUCAAAUAGCCCUUACACAGCCUGGAUGUGUGUUUUGGGUCAUUGUCCUGUUGAAAAACAAAUGAUAGUCCCAGAUGGGAUGGCAUAUCGCUGCAGAAUGCUGUGGUAGCCAUGCUGGUUAAGUGUGCCUUGAAUUCUAAAUAAAUCAUCAACAGUGUCACCAGCAAAGCACCAUCACACCUCCUCCUCCUCCAUGCUUCACGGUGGGAAUCACACAUGCGGAGAUCAUCCGUUCACCUACUCUGCGUCUCACAAAGACACAGCGGUUGGAACCAAAAAUCUCAAUUUGGACUCAUCAUAGCGCUUGAUGGUUUUUGCAACUGCACUUGAAGAAACUUUCAAAGUUCUUGAAAUUUUCCAGAUUGACUGACCAUGUCUUAAAGUAAUGAUGGACUGUCAUUCAUCUUUGCUUAUUUUAGCUGUUCUUGACAUAAUAUGGACUUGGUCUUUUACCAGAUACGGCUAUCUUCAGUGUACCACCCCUACCUUGUCACAACACAACUGAUUGGCUCAAACGCAUUAAGAAGGAAAGAAAUUCCACAAAUUAACUUUUAAGAAGGCACACCUGUUAAUUGAAAUGCAUUCCAGGUGACUACCUCAUGAAGCUGGUUGAGAGAAUGCCAAGAGUGUGCAAAGCUGUCAUCAAGGCAAAGGGUGGCUACUUAGAAGAAUCUAAAAUCUAAAAUAUAUUGAUUCCAUAUGUGUUAUUCCAUAGUUUUGAUGUCUUCAUUAUUAUUCUACAAUGUAGAAAAUGGUUUAUAAAAAACUUGAAUGAGUUGGUGUGUCCAAACUUUUGACUGGUACUGUAUAAGGAGCAAAGCCCAGGUAAGACAUUAAAGGAAAACCCACCUGAGCUUGAGCAAUUUUGACCCAAAAUAAUUGACAUAUGUUGCGCUAAGAGUAGGGCUGUUGCGGUGAUCGUAUUACCGCCACACCGGCGGUCACGAGUCAAGGCUGUCAAAUUCCAUGUGACCGUUUAGUCACGUUAAUUAGCUCUGAUACUGCUGAUGGUCAUUAGUAGCCUACCAAACUUGCUAACUGCCUGGUACUCAGCACUCUUGUCCCUCUAAUCACUCUGACAUCAAUGCAAAUGUAAUAGAAAAUCUAAUCAAACACUUAAUGAGAGCCCAUGAGCUCAUGUUGCGCAACAUUUCUAUAGGCUAUGCAAUUGCGUGAGAAAACAGAAUGAUGGCCUCUAUUAAAAAGAGGAUCCCAUCAGCUUUCUAUAGGCUAGGCCUACUAUAUUUAUUUCUCAACUUUCGUAAUAUUAAGGAAAUAUUAAGCACAUUGCUUAUUUUUACAACAGGAGUAUAGCCUACCUAGCUGGCAUGAAAAUGAACCACCGGAAAAGCAUCCUCCAUUUGCUAUUUAAGUGCAGAGAUUACAUUUAUUUUUUCCCCUGCCCCUGAUUCGAGACAGGUGCAUGAUAAUGGUCCAUUCUAAAUCAAAAUGAAUUUCACACAUAUUAUUUAGUAUAUGUAAAGACUAGAUUAAAUCAAGAAUUGUCUGAUGUGUGACAAUAUUAGCCAAUCACUUGUGAAUGAUAUAUUAUCACUUGUGAAUGAUGCCCAGCAUAAGGCAAGAAACAAUGCCUUUUUUUUGCUACUUUUUCGAAUCAUAGUCGCACACCUCAUGUUGCCUAGCCCAUAGGCCUAUAUGUUUUGAUAAGGUUUGUAUCACAACUAAAGUGGCCAAAUAACUUCUUAAAAUUAAGCACAUUAAUCCGCUUUACAAGGGGUGUAGAGCCUAACUGGCAUACAUAAGCAGUGCGAGAGUUUCAAGUUUGGGGAAGAUAAUUUUCACCCUAAAAAUGCACCUUUAUAAUAAAAGCAUUACAGGCAUAAUCACAUUUGUGGUCACUUUUGAUAAUGGUGUUUUCCCGCUAAAGGAACAUUUGCGCUUAUAGCCUACUGCCGUGUGCGCAUUGCUGCGCUUAUAAUGUGAAGAAAUAGCCUAAUAGUUUAUCAACAUUUUAAUCUAAACGUUCUGUUCUGUUGCAUCAGCCUCAUUGCGUAAAAAAUGUUUUUUGAUGCUAUAAGUUGUAUUAAAUUCAAGGCAUUAUCAAGUGCUUCUCAAAUUGUGAAUGAGAGACUGAUGAAGUGUGUACAGCCUGCUCAAAAAAACUAAGCAGAGCUCAUGCCUUUCAAGUGACUUUUUUUCAAAUCAUCAUGCAGCCUUACAAUGUAGUAAAAAUCAAAACAUAUAGCCCAACGUUUGUAGAAAAACUAUAGUUACAUUAAUAACUCUAAAUUAAACAUAUAGGAGUAACUAUUUCUUGCUCAACGCAGAAUAGCCGCAUGUGCGCACUCCCUCAAAUUGUUUGGAGAAAAUAUCCUUUCUAUUUUAUUCAGCUUUGUUCAAUUGUAUUCUUCAUACAAUAAAAUAAUAUAAAAUAAUGCCACGGAAUUCUAAGAAAAUCUUGUCUGCUAAAUGAACUAGUGUAGCCCACAGCCAUAUGGCAUAGCCAGAGCAGGGCCUAACAUAAGGACAACUCAGAGUAUGCUAUUCUGUUCUUCUGAAAUAGACUACAUUUUCUUCAUAUCAUGAUCCUUUAGACCUGUCUAAAAUAAAUAAUGGAUUUAUUGUGAAGGUGUAGGCUAUAUUACAUGGAUUUAUUUGACUUUUUAAAAUGUAGAUGUUCCAAAAGUCUGCAUCAGUGGCUUGUAGGCUAUGUGUGGAAGCCAGGAGAUGCUAAAUGUGUUUGUUAAUUAGCGGUCAAUUACCGUGAUACAGACAGUUAUUUGCUUGACUAUCACCGGCUGUUGAAAUUUCGUGACCGCCACAGCCCUAGCUAAGAGUUGUGCAAAGUUGGUAGAAUAUUAUUCAAAAUCAUUCACAGCUUUAAUGGCUACCAAAGGUGCUUCCACCAAGUAUUAACUCUGGGGUGUGAAGACAUCAAGACAUACACAAUUAAGACAUCUUCGUUUAUUUUAUUAAUUUGGAAAAUGUUCUAUAACCUUCUUCACUUGUGGAGUAGGUUGGAGUAGGUUGUGUAGAUCUCUAGGGAAAAAAUCUAAUGUAAUCCCUUAUUAGAUUUCAUUUUAAGGCAGCAAAAUGUGAAGACUGUCCAAUCCUCCUCUGUAGUUAUAAUGCACUCCGCCCCUCUCUCUCUGCUGGCCCCCUGUGCUGCCAGCAGAUUUAUGGCAGUAAUUGUUGCUUGAGUAAUCACAGCAUCAGCGUAUAAUGGGAGUGCCUGCUAUGGAGACCAUGAAAGAUUUACUGAGCACUGUAUACUCCUCUCUCCUCUCCUCUCCUCACUGUAACUCAUUCUCUCGCCUAGACUGUCUCUUCUCUCUCCUCCCCAUCUCUCUCUCUCUUCCUCUUUCUCUCUCCAUCACUUUUCCUCUCUCUCUGUUCUUCUUUCUCGCCUGCCCUGCGCGUUAUUGCCUCACCUCUAUCCAUCUUUCUCUCUAGGCUCCCUUUGUCUUUCCAUCCAUCCAUAUCAAAACCUUGAUAAAUUGAAUUCUGGGCUGGAAGACUGGCCUUUUAAGUAGGAGAAGGCUGCAUGAGGUUGAUUUCCAUAAAUCCUGUUCCUCCAUUCCUCUUGCUGUGCUAGCCUUGUGGAGAUUAGUUUCACAGCUUCUCUUCUUGCCUACAGUGUCAGUAGAGUGAAUUAAAUAUGAGCAGGAAGAAGGACCAGUACAACUGUGCAGGUCUAUGAGCCCCAUUUCUGUGCUUCCAAAUGUUUAUGUACUGUAUGUGGGUAUUUGCAUAUGCAAGAGUGUUUGAAACCUGGCUAACAAGGCUAGCUUAAACAGAGGGAAUCACAAGCACUCAUGAAGGCACGCACACACACACAUCCCUAAAUACAUAUAUACUCUAGCACCAGUGGAUCAAAUUUCCAUAUAUGGUCAAUUAAUACAAGGCCCUCUUUGACCUGUGUUGAAAGGUUGGUGCUGAAUAGAAAAAGGCACAUUUGUCCAAAACGCUAAAAACACCAUUUACAUUUUUACAUUUUAGUCAUUUAUUAGAUGCUCUCACCCAGAGUGACCUACAGGAACAAUUAGGGUUAAGUGCCUUGCUUAAGGGCACAUCAACAGAUUUUUCAUCUAGUCGUCUCGGGGAUUAGAACCAGCAACCUUUCGGUUACUGGCACAACGCUCUUAACCACUAAGCUACCUGCCACCCCAACAUCUCUAACCACUGCAUCAGUCAAUAACAACCAGAGUCACAUAUGCCUGCAUUUAAAGACUAGCUGUUCUCCAUGUAUACAGUACCCUUAAAAUAUUGCCGUCUUGGUAGUUUGGAUACAGCUAUAGCGAAGAGAGUUGAAUAGCUGCUGGUGGGUGGGCUGGCCGGUAAUUACAGCCAUUUGAGUUGCCGGCCGCUACAUGGGUCACAUUCAGAGUUCGCUAGCGCCAGCUCUGGCCCCUGAUCCUGCUCUUCUGUACUGUAGGAGAGGCAGAGACCCAUGCAGAGAUACGGCCAUUUGCAUUGGAUUGAGCUCAAGAACAAAGUGCGCAGGCAAAUGACAGAUUGAGAAGCACUUUCAUUUGCAUACAUACAGUAUCAAACCGCUGCGCAUACGGGAGCCAGAAAACACUGCAGUUGGAGCAAACAGGGUGAGGGGGAGGAAUGGAGAGUGAGGGUGGGAAGACAGGGGGCAGGAUGAGUCAAAACAGGAGAUGAGGAGAGCAUGGUACCCACACACACCCACGCUCUCAGUUGGAGAGGUUUGAACUGAACUCUGCCUCUUGUCUUUUUCAGACUAAACAAUGUCAGCCAACCCAUGUUUUAACCUCAGUUCCCUUUUUCUGUUCAGAUACUUCUUCUCCAGUUCCUUAAACCUGACCAUGUCAUGUCCAUGUGAUGGGAAACAGCAUGUGUGCGUGCGUACGUUAGUUCGUGUCCCACUGGGCAUACACUGGUUGAACCAACGUGGAAUAGACGUUGAAUUGACGUCUGUGCCCAGUGGGGUGUGUUUAUUGGUUCAGCACAUCCAUUGAACCUCACAUUGAGAUACUCAAUGCAGCUGUCUGUCAUGUGACACUUUGGCCCAACAGAAAGACUUCCUCCAUAUUCACUCCUAACCUCCUAGCAUCCAAUUCUAUAGUUGUAUGCCCCUAGCAACCCGUUUUAGCCUGCCCACGGCUCUCCCAAAAGCCUUCGCACCAACAACACAGACAGAAACCUUGCUUCUGUCUUCAAUGUGAACCUCCUGUGUCCUUCAGAUGUGACCUUGACCCUGUGACCCUAUGUUUAUGAACAGGCCUUGUUCCCCGAUUCUCUGCUGAGACCAGGGGAGGAGUACCGCCACGUCACCCGCUUCACCUUCUCCACUGCCUGA
Messenger RNA from Coregonus sp. 'balchen', 20376 nucleotides. NCBI's taxonomy places the organism in Eukaryota, Metazoa, Chordata, Actinopteri, Salmoniformes, Salmonidae. The record is from the annotation of a GenBank genome assembly.